UGAAGGAGCCGGGCACUCUCAGCGCACAGAGAGCAAAAUACUCCGCGCAGUUUGUCGCAAUUUCACAGAACUGGUAUCCUCGUCUGCUUCACCUCCGCAAUUGCAGAUCGAACGCCACUGUGUCAGAAAUGCGAACAAAGAAAGAAAAUAGUGUGGGCAAAUAGGAAAAGGAACAUCAAUCAGGGACGCUAGAUUACAGAUAGUUUCAAUAACCCGAAUGUACAUCUGUCAAGAUUCAUAUGCUGAUGAGCAUAUGCAGAUAUAUGGAUUUCUUUCUAAGGGAUCGUGAGGAUUUCUUAAGCAUCUGGAUAAAAAGCGAACAGGACACUUUAUUCAAUGGUCGAUUGAAAAGCAGUGCGUCGGUAUACUCUGGACGUAAAAUGAAGAUUUGGACAGAGGACAGAAAUUCUAUCGAAUCGCGCUGAAAAGGGGAAACUUGCCUUGGUAGAAAUGUGGCUAUAGCAAGUGUUGUGAUACAUUGUAUCAACAUAAGGAGAUUUAUUGGAGUCGUUUUCUGGGAAACCAACGCAUGACAGCAGAACGAUAUAAUAAUCAUUAUCAUACACUAACGAGUUUCCUUCUUUGUUAAAUAUCGUGCAUGAAUUGUUAUUGAUAGACUAGGCUACAUGUUUACAUUCUAGCCUAUAGGUGCAGCAUCGAUGUUGUAAAUAUUUGUAGACUACAAUGUCACGUGAAAUUGACUGAAUAGUAAUGCAUAUUUCUAGAAUCUCACAGAAACCAUGCUAUCUGUACUGAUUGUGGCAGCGCUGUCAUUCAAGUGUAAUUUAACACUUGGUAGGAGGCGAAACCACGUUCUCUGACUCGCAACAUAAAUAUUGUGAACAUCUGAAUCGUAACAAAAGACGCGUGUUUCUUCCAGUUUUUGUUUAACGAAUUUUUAAGUUUGAUUGGACUACGAAAAACGCUAAGAAUGUCGACAGUAAUGGUGGCAAAGAAGGUAAAACGAAAAUGGGAAAAUCUCCCAGGCAAGAACACUUUCUGCUGCGAUGGACGUGUGAUGAUGGCAAGACAGAAAGGCGUCUUCUAUCUGACCUUAUUUUUAAUCGUCGGGACCUGCGCUCUGUUUUUUGCAUUCGAGUGCCCAUACCUGGCUGUCAACCUGUCCCCCGCCAUCCCUGCAGUUGGAGCCGUGCUCUUCCUGUUUGUGGUGGCUAUGUUGUUCAGGACCAGCUUCAGUGAUCCUGGCGUGCUGCCUCGUGCUCUGCCAGAAGAGGCCACCUUCAUUGAGAUGGAGAUUGAGGCGGCUAAUGGGAACGUCCCGCCAGGGCAGCGCCCCCCUCCCCGCAUCAGGAACGUUCAGAUCAACAACCAGAUCGUGAAGCUCAAGUACUGCUACACCUGCAAGAUCUUUCGCCCUCCUCGAGCGUCCCACUGCAGCAUCUGUGACAACUGCGUGGAGCGCUUUGAUCACCACUGUCCCUGGGUAGGGAACUGCGUGGGCAAGAGAAACUACCGCUACUUCUACCUGUUCACCUUGUCGCUUUCGCUGCUCACCAUCUUCAUCUUCGCCUUCGACAUUGUCCACAUGGUGAUGCGUUCUGUGGACUCUGGUUUUGUGGGUGCACUUAAGCAGACUCCUGGAACGGUGGUGGAGGUGGUGGUCUGUUUCUUCACCUUAUGGUCUGUGGUAGGACUGACUGGAUUCCACACCUACCUGAUCUCCCUCAACCAAACCACCAAUGAAGACAUCAAAGGUUCGUGGUCAGGCAAAAAUCGAGUUCAGAACCCCUACAGUCACAGGAACUUCAUGAAGAACUGUUGCGAGGUGCUGUGUGGACCUGUGCACCCCAGUGUUCUGGACAGAAGAGGCCUGAUGCUUGAGGGGUUGCCCGGCUCAACCAAUCCCACGGCUGCUCUAACACACGUCAGCAAAAGCAAAAACCCUGAGGCACAGCCCACAAAAACCAAAGCAGAGCACGGUCCUGAUGAUGAUGUCAAGCCUGACAUCAGCACUUCGACUACGGACAUAUCCGGCCUCGAGAAGAGCCCUUCCUCCUCUGAGAUGUUACCCUCUCCCCAGGACCUGCCUCCUGAGCCACUGAGAGACAACACAGACUGUGCUCCAGACAAAGAGGACACCUACUAGCAGGAUCGGGAAGGGGAGUCCCUCUACAGCAUUGCUUGGGAUCCCAGGAAAGCCACUGUAUGAAACUACUGAGGAUACUCUGUUUUGCAGUAUUAGGCCUGUGGUGGUGGUGGUGGGGGGCACUUUCCCAUCUUUUGCCAGAACUGACUGAGGAACAUGACACUACAGAAAACCGGCCUGUUUUUGGAGGGACAUUCUAAUGCCAUUUUUCAUCGAGACAUGGUUGGUUCUUUAUACCCAAACUUUGCAUGGGACACUUUCUAGGAACGGGGGACUGAGAAAUCUUAAAAUGCGAUCCAGUUACCUAGGAGUCCAUUGUUUACCGCUACGUGGGGCUUGUAUUGAUUGUUAGGUAUUUUUCUUUUUUUUGUAUUUCAAUGACCUCUAAAUGUUAAUGGCCAGUGUAAAUCUACCCCAUACCCCAUUUGACACUGACAAUAUUCUUCCUGGUCUUAUGUAUCUCUACUAAAUAGCGAUAUGAAAAACUUUUUAGCUUCUGCAGUACCAAGCAGCGCCUAUGCAAUUAAUCGUAAGAAUGGCACAACAGAUUGUGUGACUGUUUGGCAGGGUGGAGCUUUGGUGGUUUGGCUGUGGCCUAACAUCAGCUUGCAAAAAAUAUAUGCUCACAUCUGUUACUUUUUGGUAAAACGAUGAUGACUAUUCAGUCCAAGAAAUAGACCUGCGAUGUGUUGGAUCACAGUAGGAGUGUUAUCACCAUUGAAUGAUGUCAUUGUUUUCCUAUCCCCAAUAAUGUGACAUCAUGAGCAGAACUGGCACUGAAACCCCUUAAACAUGCUGCACUUUGAGCUCAGUCAGGCAUUGGCUGAGUUCAUGUUAUAUUUAUGCUAUUUAUGGACAUGGUCCCUUUUUGGUCACUUUUGAGUCACAAGAGAGCCAAAAUGGUGUUUUGAGAUCCAGAUUUCAGCCUCAAAUCUUGAAUCACCUGUCCCUCUUCCACUGAGGACAGUUUCUGUCCCAAGCCUGUCUGGGCCACGUGUGAAGGGAAUGGUCAUAUUUGCUGCAGGCAGUCAGAAACUGUGCCUUAUCUCAGAACUGCUCUUUCCAAGCAGUUGAGGCCAUCUGCAAAGCGGCCAAUCGGCUUCACUUAUGGGUGGUUGUAAAACAUUCCUGAGAGAAAAUAUAAUGCUGUGUAUGUGUGGAGUAUUAAAUGAGAAAUGUGACCUUUUAUAAAUGAAGAAAUGACAUAGAGGAGCAAAAAAUGAGAAAAGCCAUUAUUUGUAAAGGCCAGUGUCUCAAUAGGUGUGGGAUGAAUAUACAGAAGAAUAGAAGGGGAAAAAAUGCUUAGCUGCACACAGUCUCUGUGUUUCAACAUUCUUGUUUACUUUUUGCCAUGACCUUACAGCCUCCAAUUUCAGCAAAAUGAUUUGAUGGCUCAUUCCAGAACUUUACUUAAGCAUUCCCCUGUUGUCUUCUUGUCCCUGCCUCUUUUAUGUGCUUGAGGCAGAGGGCUUUUUGCAUUUCUGCAGCAAUUUGUUUCUUUUCUUCAGGAGAAAGAUAUUGGUAGCUGAAGGUUACCUCGCCCAUAUAAAAACUAUUUAUGAGUUUGUUGCAUCACACUAGAAAAAUACAAUAAUUGGGCCUCAUUCACAAAACAUUCCUCCGAAGAGGUUUAGUCAUCAACUGUGCUUACAAACCUUUUCAUGAACAUUUCGAAAUUCAUAAUUUUUUCUUAUCUGAAUUUGUCCUUUGGUACAAUCAAAAUCUAUGUGUGUUUGGAAACAUGCUUAAAAGCAUAUAUGCAGUAGAUGUUUAUACUUAGAAUGAUUUAAUAUUUGUGUAGAGUCCAUUUAAAUAGUUACAGCUAUUAACAACAAAAUGUUUAUUAAUACAAGUAUAUUAUAUUAAUAUUGUAAUAUAUUAAUAUAAAAUGGGCUAUUGAGUUAACAAAUUUACUAGCCUUUCUCUGUAACCUCAGAAUUUUUUAUUUAGUUUUCAGUUUUGAUUUCAGUUUCACUGAAGUUUUAGUUUGUUUUAAGAGCUGUUCAGUUUUACAUUUUUUAUUUCAGUUAUCGUUCUCAUUUGUGUUUCAGUUUAUGAUUAUGUUUUUUCCCGCCUAGUUUUCGUUUUAGUGGUAAUAAUGAUAGUUAUUAUAAUGGUUUAAUAACGUUCUUAAAGUUUAUGAACAAAUGGCAAUUCAUCCUCUGAUACACCUGCGAUAUGCACAAAAUCAAAGGUCUGUUCCUGAAAUCGCACAUUGGUUUUUCCAUAGGAUAUUUUAAAAACAAAAGCAAGAAGAAAAGUUUUGUUAAUGAGGCCCAUUGAAAAAAGGGGGUGUUAUACUCAUGACUUUUUGCUUGUAUCUGUUAAUUUCACACUAAACUGAGCACUGGAUUGUUGAUACCUCUUGCCAGUUGCAUUUGGUGCACAUUUAAAUUCAGGAGACAUUCAGCAAUGAGAAAGGCAAUUUGGUGGAAUAAGAAUUUUGAUGGAUACUGCAAUUUGCAGCAUUUCUGUCCCACAGAGACGAAUAUAUGUGGUGAAAUGAAGCUUAUGAAAAAAACAAUUUAUCUCAAAGUGGUAUUCAGCUUGGAAUUUACUCUUAAUGUUGUAUGUUCAAUAAAAAGGAACAAUUUUUAGAAUUUUUUGUGUGACUGACAAACGGUUCUACAGAAUUUGCUACAUGGCUAUGCCAAGUUUACUACAAGAGUGUUGUAAAUUUACAUGAUUGUCGAACCCAAUUCACGCUUAGCUCCUGUUUACCAGUGUAAGGAGUGCUUUGAAUAUAAAAGUUAUAUUCCAUAAGAAUGGAUACUGAGCAGACUGGCUGCAGACUGGCCACAUAAUCUUUACUCAGCCUGCAGCUGGGAGUAACACACACGGGGAUCCAUUCCUUCAGUUUCAGAUCAUUUAGCCUACUUCCCUGUUCUCUUCUCACUCUUAAAGCACUCCUUGCCUAUAAAUAUGGCCACAAUUAAAAUCAGAUAAUGAGAUUUCCUACCGAAGACUCUUUAAAUUUUGUCAACCACAUAAAAGUACAGUAAGUCAGGAGUUAGUAGUGGCAAUGCUGUGCACCACAGCCCUCUCAGUAAUUUGGAAGCCAGUCUCCAGAGCUCAGUUUCAUUAAAGUCAGGAAUAGAGAAAUUAAAAUGUUAAUUGAAGACUUGAAAGAAAUUAGCAGCAUUACAAAUAGCUACUUGCAGCUCCUUUUGUUGUUACGCAAGUGGGUCAACCUGCUAGUGGUCAAAAUCAGAUUUUUUAACUUACAACAAGUCAAUGCAAAACAGCAUAGGGGUGUGUUGUUUGUGGCAUCAAAGCCAGACGAGCUGGAGAUAUCAAAGUGUGGUAUAUGAAUUGCAGUGUAUUAUAUUGCAGGUAUCAUUGAUGGCAUUUGAUAGGUGUUCACUUUGCUUUGUAAUAACACUGUGAUUAUGUACUUUUCAUUUUCCUUACUUCUCACACUUUUUUUAAGAUUAAGAUUCAGUGUGUGUUAAUUAAAGUGACUUGUCUUAAAA
Molecule: messenger RNA, 5580 nt
Organism: Anguilla rostrata (American eel)
Lineage: Eukaryota; Metazoa; Chordata; Actinopteri; Anguilliformes; Anguillidae
Product: palmitoyltransferase ZDHHC9-like
Exons: 9
Coding region: 932-2107 (391 amino acids)
Biological process (GO): protein targeting to membrane; peptidyl-L-cysteine S-palmitoylation
Cellular component (GO): endoplasmic reticulum; Golgi apparatus
Molecular function (GO): protein-cysteine S-palmitoyltransferase activity
Source: RefSeq, a predicted model, not a curated record